Elaeis guineensis (African oil palm) is the source of this 2254-nucleotide messenger RNA. RefSeq names its product BTB/POZ domain-containing protein SR1IP1. The record is from RefSeq and is a predicted model, not a curated record. Gene Ontology annotation, molecular function: protein binding. Lineage: Eukaryota; Viridiplantae; Streptophyta; Magnoliopsida; Arecales; Arecaceae.
UCAACAGGAAUCUUAAUCUAUACCUCCUCUCUUUUUCUUCUACUACUGCUCAUUUGUCUUCCAUAUGAUGGAGACAUGGUCAAGAUAAAGAAGAGGAGGAGAAAGAAGAACAAGGAGGAGAAAAGAGAUAAGUCUCUGAAGCCACAGGAAUGCUGGGGGUUGAUCAGGAAACUACACCACCACCUGCUGCCAUAUCAAAAAAGAAACAGUUGCUCUCGACUGCUAUGAAGAGAACUAGUGAAUGGAUACUAUCCCAGGAGAUCCCCAGUGAUAUCACCAUCCAUGCUGGAGGAUCCACUUUUGCCUUACACAAGUUCCCUCUGGUCUCCAAGUGUGGUUAUAUACGGAGGUUGGUCUCCGAAGCCAAUGACUCAAACAUGUCAGUCAUUGAAAUCCCAGAUGUUCCCGGUGGUUCUGAAGCAUUUGAAUUGGCAGCAAAGUUUUGUUAUGGGAUAAAUUUUGAGAUCACCAUGGAGAACAUUGCUAUGCUUCGGUGUGCGGCGGAGCACUUAGAAAUGACAGAGGACUAUGCAGCUGGAAACCUAGUGAAUAGAACAGAGGACUAUUUGGAGGAAGUAGCAUUGCUGAGCCUCUCAGGUGCAGUCACUCUCCUACAGAAAUCAGAGGACCUUCUUCCCAUGGCUGAGAAAGUAAAACUAGUAAGCAGGUGCAUCGACGCCGUAGCCUAUAUAGCCUGCAAGGAUAGCCAAUUCUGUAUAUCCUUGAGGACUGAAAGUAGCCAUGAGAACUUGACUUCUUCAGGAUUACAACCUAAAGCAAUUGUGGAUUGGUGGGCAGAGGAGCUAACAGUCUUGAGGAUAGAUACCUUUCAAAGAGUUCUCAUGGCAAUGAAGGCUAGGGGCUUUAAACAGUAUGGUCUUGGACCGGUAAUUAUGCUCUACGCACAGAAGUCUCUGCGUGGUUUGGACAUAUUUGGAAGAGAGAGGAAGAAAAUUGAUCCACGACAAGAGCACGAGAAAAGGGUAGUGUUGGAGACAAUUGUCAGCCUUUUGCCGAGGGAAAGGAAUGCAAUGUCGGUCAGCUUUCUCUCUUUGCUUCUAAGAGCAGCAGUAUAUCUCGAGACAACUGUGGCUUGCCGGCUUGAUCUAGAGAAGAGGAUGGGCUUGCAAUUAGAACAGGCAGUAUUGGAUGAUCUGUUGAUCCCUUCAUUUUCCUUCAAUGGUGACACAAUGUUUGAUGUUGAUACAGUUCAAAGGAUCUUUGUGAACUACCUCGAACAUGAGGUAGAUGGAAACCACUUUGGUUAUAACACAGAUGAUGAUUAUGUUUCUUCACCACCUUGUGACAUCGGGCGGGUUGGAAGGCUUAUGGAGGGCUACCUUGCCGAGAUUGCUUCUGAUCACAAUUUGACUAUUGCAAGGUUCAUUAGCCUUGCUGAAUUGAUUCCAGAGCAGGCAAGAGUCUUCGAAGAUGGAAUGUACAGAGCGAUUGAUAUAUACUUGAAGGCUCAUCCAUCUUUGAGUGACAUGGAAAGGAAAAAGGUCUGCAGCUUGAUGGAGUGCCAGAAGCUAUCGAGAGAGGCUUGCGCCCAUGCAGCUCAGAAUGAUAGGCUUCCGGUGCAGAUAGUUGUUCAGGUGCUUCAUCAUGAGCAGCAACGCCGUAGAGAUGUGAUGAGUGGAAACUUUUCUGGUGGAGAAUCUCCUGCUCUAUCCCAGAAAGCAACUCCAUUUGGUGUUGGAUAUCAUAAUGCCCCGGAUGAGCUCUCGCGCUUGCGAAGAGAAAAUGCUGACCUGAAACUGGAAUUGUUCAGAAUGCGAAUGCAGUUAAAAGAAAUCGAAAAAUCUUCAGGAAAUAUAACUUCUGCAGGCAAGCCUCCAUUGCCAAAGAAGUCAUUCAUUAAUUCUGUAUCGAAAAAGCUUGGGCGCCUUUACCCCUUCAUGCGUUCUGACAGUGUAAAACCUCCCUCCGGCAAAAGAAUGACAAAGCCACACAAAGAUCGGAGGCAUUCAAUCUCUUGAUACAUAAUUCUGGUUAAAUGCUGUAUAUGUUUCACUUCUUCAAAUCGCUUGGACAAAAGUUGUGUUUGCUUCGUGUAAGGCAUGAAAGAUGAGGGGUUAUCUGUUCUCUCUCUCUUGUUUCAUGUAAAUCAGUUUCAGUAGACAUUGAUCUUUCACUAGAUGCCAUGGUGUGGAGAAAAUGGAAGCUAAUGUUCUUGAAUUAUGUAAAUUUUUUUUGUUGUAUGUACAUAAGAAAAUGCUAUAAUUUCCUUGAUAUUAUCCUGCACAUUUGCUCU